Messenger RNA from Tachysurus fulvidraco (yellow catfish), 2840 nucleotides. It is a transcript of the gene rangap1b, whose product is annotated as Ran GTPase activating protein 1b. Bases 248 to 1945 code for a protein of 565 amino acids. The record is from RefSeq and is a predicted model, not a curated record. Gene Ontology annotation, cellular component: perinuclear region of cytoplasm; cytosol; nucleus. The transcript has 16 exons. Gene Ontology annotation, biological process: nucleocytoplasmic transport; activation of GTPase activity; signal transduction. NCBI's taxonomy places the organism in Eukaryota, Metazoa, Chordata, Actinopteri, Siluriformes, Bagridae. Gene Ontology annotation, molecular function: GTPase activator activity; small GTPase binding.
AUAAAUACAUACAUAAAUAAAUAGUCUACACCUAACAAAUGCAACAGAUUUGUUUUCCGGCAGCGGCUGUAUUUUACGAUUAAAUUAUACGUUGUUAUUUUGAAAAGUUCAGGAACCGGCAAACUUAAUUGUUCCAUGUGUCCAUGUUGUGAAAGUAAACCGCUGGUGUUGGAUAGUUGAUGUACUUUACAUUCAUAUUUCAGCUGUGAAACUUCGGCAAGGUAGAUUUAGUAUUCGGAUUGAAUUGAUGGCUUCUGCAGACAUUGAUCAGCUUACAGAUGCUCUGGCCAAGACUCAUGUUGGGGUAGAGCUCAGCUAUAAGGGUCAGGGACUGAAGCUGAACGAUAAACAAUCAGUGGAAAAGAUAGUGCUGGAGAUAGAACAGUUUCAUGGUCUGAAGGCUUUACGACUUGAAGGAAAUACUCUUGGAGUUGAAGCAGCACAGGCCAUCUCAAAGGCUCUUGAGUCAAAAAAAGAUCUGCAGCGAUGCUACUGGAGCGACAUGUUCACAGGUCGUCUUCGCUGUGAAAUUCCAUCUGCCUUGAAAUCCUUGGGCAGUGCUUUGAUGAUAUCAGGGGCCAAGCUUACUGAACUGGACCUGAGUGACAAUGCGUUUGGACCUGAUGGUGUAAAGGGCAUUGAGGCCCUCCUCAAGAGCUCUGUGUGCUACACUCUACAGGAACUCAGGCUGAAUAAUUGUGGCAUGGGCAUUGAAGGAGGCACAAUCCUGGCCUCUGCAUUGACUGAGUGCUUCAAGCAGUCGAGCGCUGCAGGCUCACCUCUAAAGUUAAAAGUCUUUGUAGCAGGAAGGAAUCGGCUUGAGAAUGACGGAGCCACUGCACUUUCUCAAGCAUUUCAGUUGAUUGGAAGCCUUGAAGAGAUUCACAUGCCACAAAAUGGGAUCAACCAUCGAGGCAUCACAGCUUUGGCCACGGCAAUGCAGGACAAUCCCAAUCUGCGUGUGCUUAACCUCAAUGACAAUACCUUCACCAAGAGAGGUGCGGUAGCCAUGGCCCAGGCCCUCAGGCACUUGUCUAACAUACAGGUCAUUAAUUUUGGAGACUGUCUGGUGCGCUCUGAAGGUGCCAUUGCUAUAACAGCAGCACUAAGAGGACUGUCUGGUCUUAAGGAGCUGAACCUGUCGUUUGGAGAGAUUUCAGAAGCUGCAGCUCUGGUUGUUACCCAGGCUGUACGGGACAAAACUGAUUUGGAGAAACUAGACCUCAAUGGAAACUGCUUGGGAGAAGAUGGCUGUGAGGCUCUCAAAGAGGCCAUGGAAAAUAUGGGGAUGGGGGAUGUGCUUGGCUCGCUCAGUGAUGAUGAAGAGGAAGAGGAGGAUGUUGAGAAUGAUGAGGAAGAUGAAGAAGAUACAGAGGUUGAGGAGGAAGAUGAGCAAAACUGUACGAACGGGCUAAAAAAUAGAAGCAAUUUUGAAGGAAGCCCAGCAAAGGUAUCAUUAGGCAGUGCUGAAAUCUUGUCCUUCCUUCAGACCCCAACUUCUGAGAAACUGCUUAACCUUGGUGCCAAAAGAGUUCAGCUGUUUGAGCAACAAGUGGAUUCUUCAGAUGCUGGUAAAAUUGCAGACAUUUUUCUUCAGCUCUCCUCUGUAUAUAACGAAGACGCAGAAGUGAAUCAAGUUGUUCUUGAGCUUGCUGAUGCCCUGUUGAAGAAGACACUUUCCAGCCUUCAGUUUCAGACCUAUAAUUUUACCACUUCACUGCUGGUAAAACUGGGACUUUUAAAGGGUGAGAAAAAGUCCAAGAAUGUGUGUGUUUUGCCUGGUCACCUACUUACUCUGAAGCACUGUGUUGAGCAGGACUACUUUCCUGUGGAUCAGGCCGAAGUUCUAGAAGUUUUUGUGUCUCGAAAUGGCAAAGUUUUAGCGUCAUGUCCCAGUGCUAGGGAUGACCUUAAAGCUUCACUGGAAAAAAGGAUCUCUGCUUAGGACCCAGUUUUGUCACUGAGAACUCCUAGAGCCAAUGAGGGGACCAGAAAUGCUUAUAGGGACAUGAUGUAUUAUUGUCUGUAUGCAUCCAAAUCAUCAGUUUUCUUUAGUUGAAGGAGUAAAAAUUCAACCAUAGUGAAUCAGUCCUUGGAGAACAAAAUGUAAAAAAUACAUUGCAAACCACUGCCUAAUUAAUUUAUAACUAAAACAACAACAACAAAACUUGAGUAGCUUUGAUAAAAAUGUGUUUCUACUGAGGAUUUAUUUUCAUUCACAGAUUCAGUCUUGGCUUCCUGAAUAACAGUCCAAUUGCUGUUAAAGAUUUUUUUAGAUAGAUUGAUAAUUGAAGAUGAAUUGUCACUGAUAUUUUUAUGUCAUAACUACUUCAAUUGAUCCAGUAACAGCACACCAGCUAUUAAUUAUUUAAGGCAUUUCUUCAAUUUGGAAUACACUUCAUUUUUUACUUAACCUUAUUGACUUUCUCAAAUAAACAGAUAAUAUGCUCAAAUGUACAAUUUGGCCAGUAGCAGACAGAAUCUGUAGAAUGAAAUAAAAAAAUAAAAUAUUUUUAAUAUUGACCUAUUUUUAUAUAUAUAAAAAAAAACAUCAUAAAGUAUUGAACAAGGGCUUUGUAGUUAUUUUUCUAGCUUAUGUAUAGUGAUAGUAAUGGAAUGUAAUUUUAGAAAUGUGAAAACUCCUCUGCACACUGGUUUAUUUGACGAGGUGUCUUAUUUAAAAUGAAGUGAUGUGGAUUUGGUGUUAAAUCUUUAGGGAAAAGUUAGCAAAAGAGAACAGAAUAAAAAAUGGAAAACAUACCUCAAUACAAUUCUGCCUCUCAUUAUUAUCCUCAAUGUGCUCUGUUAUUUUUGUAUUCACAUUAAACUGAUUAAUUGUU